AUGACCAUUGGUGCCUCAAAAAUUGACAAAAUGUUGAAUAUGGGAAAACUUCAUGGGGACAAAGGUGGUCUUGGAUUUAAUCACUUUGGUUCUAGUUCAUCUUGCUUUACCACUAAGUUUGUCAAGUCAGAAACUCCAAUCACUAUACCUCUUGAUGUUCAGCAGGUUGUCAAGAAACCUAAGUUUGUUCCAACUUGUCACAGGUGUGGGUUGACUGGUCAUAUUCGACCAGUCUGUCAUAUGUAUAGCAAAGAUAAGACCAGAAAAUUGUCUCCAAAAUCUAAAAGGAAUCCCAGAUCUUUGCAAGUUCAAGUUGAUCAUUUGCUGAAUGAGGUCACUAAGAUAGCCAAACUUGUCUCCCUCAAAAUGAGUUCUCCUAUUGUGCCUAAGUCUACUUGGAUUGCAAGAGGUCAUACCAAAUCUCUUGUUGUGCUAAAUGCUUUUGCUGCUUCAAAUAUCAACUCUUGGUAUUUUGAUAGUGGUUGUUCCAAACAUAUGUCUGGAGAUAAAAAUGUUUUCUCAUCUCUCAGCCCCUUUGAUGGAGGCACUGUGACUUUUGGUGGAGGUCAUAGAUCUCAAGUUGUUGGAAAAGGUACUGUUUGUAUCCCUGGUCUGCCCGAGCUUAAGAAUGUUAGAUUUGUUGAGGGUCUCACAUCCAAUCUCAUUAGUACUAAACUGAAUAUGGCUAUAAAUAGCCUGUUUUCCAUGUCUGAUAAGAAAAUCUUGGACCAAAUUUAUGCAACUCAUUAUGUCAAUGUUGAUACUUCUUUUGAUGAGGAUUCUCUUUUCGAAAUUGUUGAAAACAUCCUCAAGCAUGCAAUCCAAACUGUCGACAAAAUUGUGCAGGGUACCCAAGUGCAUGAGGAAAACAUAGAGGAGAAGCCCCUCAUGGCCAACUUCAGUACACCAUUGUGCAUACUUAAGUCCAUAGCCAGCGAGAUGCAAUGCAAACCUCCUGGUGAGAAAGUUGCCCAUGAAACUGCCCUUGUAAUACUGAACAAGCUGUCAAACUAUUCAUGGGAAGCAAAGGCAGUGCUGACUCUGGCAGCUUUUGCUAUGGAAUAUGGGGAGUUCUGGCUCCUUGCCCAGGCUCAGGAAUCGGACCGACUUGCCAAAUCAAUUUCAAUCCUGAAGAGAGUCCCUUUCCUCCUCAAGCCCUCAAACCUGCAAAAAAGAAGGCAAGCAGUGGUUGAGCUUAACAACUUGAUCAAGGUUACAAUGCAAGUUAUCGGGAUCUUCGAUCAGUUUGAAAAGCUUUCCAGUUACGAUCCAAGGGAUGUGCCGGAGUUGGCAUUAGCAAUGGAACAUAUUCCAGUGGAUGCAUAUUGGGCUAUUUUGACUCUUGUUGCUUGCGCAACUAAGGUCACUAUUCUCACCAGUGAUGAGGACAAGGAGCAUGACCUAGUCCCAUACGCUCAAAAAAUCCAUUUCAUCCUGAACAAGCUUAACGUACAGCUGAAAAUUUGUAGAAAACAAGUUGAGGACGCAGAAGCUUACCGGAGGAUAAGGAAAAUCUUUCGAACUCCUACUGAAAUCAAGGAGGUUUUCAAGGCCCUGAUCUUUAGCAAAGACAAUGUUCAGCCACUGAUUGAUGGUUCUACUGAACAAACGGUUGAUAUCGACAUCCUGAGGAAGAAAAACAUACUCCUAUUCCUUUCAAGCCUAGAUAUCACUGAUGAUGACAUUUCUAUCCUCAAACCCAUUUAUGAGUUCACUAAGAAAGAGGACCAGCAUAAGAUUGUGUGGAUUCCAAUCGUCGAGCAGUGGACCAAUGAGCUGCGAAAGAAGUUCGAGACCCUGAGGAUCAAGAUGCCGUGGUACACAGUGCAGAUCUCUGCACCCAUAGCUGGUAUCAGGUUCAUCAAGGAGGAGUGGAACUUCAAGGGUAAGCCUACAUUGGUGGUGAUGAGCCCACAAGGAAAGGUUGAACAUUCCAACGCAUUCCACAUGAUUCGGGUAUGGGGGCCCAAGGCCUUCCCUUUCACAGAAGCAAGAGAGAAAGAAAUCUCAAAGUCUCUUCAAUGGUUUGGCAAUUUAAUCAGAGAGAUUUAUCCGACUCUACCCGACUCUAAAGAGGAUGAGUACAUUUUCUUCUAUGGAGGCAAAGACAAAGACUGGAUCAAACAAUUCAAAGAGAAAGCAACUGCUCUUGCAAAUGAUCUCAUCUUGAAGGAAGCAAAGAUUAACAUAAAGUUGUUUUGUGUGGGGAAAGACAGCAAGGGAGAAGAUGACUUUGGCAUUCUAUGGCGCUUCUGGACCGGAAUAGAAAGCCUGUUCCACACCAAGAUACACAAGCAGGCCGACUCAGCCACGCUAGAUAUCCAAAAGCUACUUUCUUACAAAAAUGAAAGUGGAUGGGCUGUGCUCAGCAAGGGGUCUUCUUUGGUUGUCGCCGGUCAUGGUAUCUCAAUUUUGAAGGUGACAGAGGACUUUGACAAAUGGAAGGGACAAGUGAGAGAGAAAGGCUUUGAGUUUUGUUUCACGACAUACUAUGCGAAGAUUGGCUUUACACCUUGCUGCCGCCUUGAUAUUCCAGGCUCUACCGGGAAGGUCCCGGACACAAUGAAAUGUCCCGAUUGCAACCGUAGCAUGGAGACUUUUAUCAGUUACAAGUGCUGCCACAUUGAUGCUCCUAAUGUGCAUCAUUAAGUUCUGGGUUUC
Messenger RNA from Prunus mume (Japanese apricot), 2661 nucleotides. Lineage: Eukaryota; Viridiplantae; Streptophyta; Magnoliopsida; Rosales; Rosaceae. The record is from RefSeq and is a predicted model, not a curated record.